AUGAGUUUCUUCGGGAGGUUGAACUACAUCAGUCGAUUCAUAGCUCAAUCAACCGUGGUGUGUGAGCCUAUCUUCAAGCUGUUGAAGAAAGAUGCUCCAACAAAUUGGACUAAAGAGUGUCAGACUGCUUUCAAUGCUAUCAAGAACUAUAUAUCAAAUCCAUCGAAGUUGUGCAAAAGAUUUCGUAAGAUCGAGUUCGGACAUACUCCUAGAAUACAGAAUGUGUUGGCUGAUGCUCUUGCCACCGUCACUUCAAUGAUUAAACAUCCAGAUACCGAUUAUAUUAUUAUUCUGGAUAUACAACUGAAGGAACAUCCAGUCCAUUAUUCACAUGUUGAAGCAGAACCGGAUGGUUUACAUGAUGCUACAUCCAACCAGAAGAGGUCGAUACGCCGUAUGACUCUCAAUUUGUUUGUAAGCGGAGAAGUACUUUAUAGGAGGACUCCAGAUUUGGGUCUUCUUAGAUGUGUCGAUGUUGUUGAAGCUGCAAAACUUAUUGAACAAAUACACGUUGGAGUUUGUGACACGCAUAUGAAUGGGCUCGCUUUGGCAAGAAAAAUCCUUCGAGCUGGGUUAGGGGUACCAAAAUCAAUCAUUACUGAUAACGAUGCAAAUCUCAACAUUCAUUUUAUGAGAGACAUAUGUGAGCAAUUUAAGAUUACUCACCGAAACUCAACCGAUUAUCUCCCUCAAAUGAAUGGAGUUGUAGAAGCCGCCAAUAAGAAUAUCAAGAAGAUUCUGAGAAAAAUGAUUGACAAUCACCGAGUAUACAAAACAAAAGCAGUCCUACCGGCUGAAAUCAUCCAAGAAGCAGAGCUGAGUAAUGCUAAAUGGGUUAGCAAGAGAAUUAAUCAGUUAAUUUUGAUUGACGAAAAAAGAAUGGUUGUUGUUUGUCAUGAUCAACUGUAUCGACACAGAAUGGUUCGAGCUCUCCACAAGAGGUUCAGAGCCAGGAUUUUUGAAAUUGGUGAGUUGGUACUUAAGUACAUUUUCCUCAUCAAGACGAGUACAAAGGAAAAUUCACACCAAAUUGGCAAGGUCCUUACAUGGUUCGCAAAGUAUUAUCUAGAGGUGCUUUGGUGCUGUUGGAGAUGGAUGGCACCGCGUGGCCAAAACCAAUCAACUCAGAUGCUAUCAAGAGAUACUACGUGUGAAGCUUCGGUUUGCAUUUCUGUUAUUUACUUGUAA
Messenger RNA from Solanum lycopersicum (tomato), 1188 nucleotides. Lineage: Eukaryota; Viridiplantae; Streptophyta; Magnoliopsida; Solanales; Solanaceae. The record is from RefSeq and is a predicted model, not a curated record.